AUGGCGCAAACCACGGAUGUCGCGAUAGACACCAAUACUGUGGACAUGCCGCCGGUAGAGGUGGGUUGCCCAGACGAUCUCGCAAGUCCAGGUACAGACACAGAUCUGGGUUCCCUCGUUCAAGAAACCGCCAUUACGGCUAGCGAAAAAUGCGGCGAUACGCAAGACGGUACUUCCACAAACCAAGCGAAAUACCCAGGAGCCCACUGUGAACCCUCGCCCUCUCUCGAUAAGAAUGACGACAAGUCAAGGGUUGACCGCUACGAAGGCAGCGAACCAGCCACUACAAGCACCAGCCCUAGCAUCUUUCCGUUCAUGUGCUUGCCUGUCGAUCUACGUCUUCGCAUCUAUGACCAGUUGACAGCCAUGCCGGUAUAUCGAUCAUCCUCUGGGGCAGAUGCCAAGUGGAUUUACUAUACUGCGCCUUCAGUGGGCAUAUUGAGGGUCAAUAAGUUGAUUCGUCAGGAAGCCUACUCUAUCACAGAGCGUGGCCAUAUGCAAAUGUGCCUAUCGAUCACCUUCAAGCUCCUCAAUUUCACCGACAAGGAAAAGUAUAACUCUGCUUCUAGGAUUUAUGAGGUGAUUGAGGGACUCAAGAGCUACACAGAGUACAUUGAAGAGCAAUACGUGGCACGCUGUGGCCUGCCACGCCUUCCACACGAUCUUCAUCCAUCCACCCUUCUCCAGAUGAGCAGUGAACUCAGACGGCACUUCUUGGAUGACUCGCAUGGCUUCGGCAGAGCAGAUCUGAUAUGGCUUCACGCUGAGGGCUCCUUAACCCAUUUUCUCAUGCGGACAAGCUUAGCAUUGCAUCGAGGUAGCACGAUGGCCAUCCGUCUGAUCAUGGAUUUCACCUUCUUUCGCGAGGACUACGGUAUUGCAAGCGAUGGAUUUGUUGUUCGCCAAUUUAUUAGACUUCAACUCGCAUGCCCCACCAGUAGUAGCAUUACGUUCCAACUUUCGGUGCCUGGCGAAAGUGUUGCACACACUCGGGAGGUCUUCGGUAAGCCGACCUACGCGGGUAGAUACCUACCACGUGGAACCUGGAGAGUGGACGCGCUGGAAGAUGACGCUGUUCCUGUGCAGUAG
Alternaria arborescens is the source of this 1089-nucleotide messenger RNA. RefSeq lists its product as hypothetical. The coding region runs from base 1 to 1089 and encodes 362 amino acids. The record is from RefSeq and is a predicted model, not a curated record. The transcript is spliced from 2 exons. NCBI's taxonomy places the organism in Eukaryota, Fungi, Ascomycota, Dothideomycetes, Pleosporales, Pleosporaceae.